Molecule: messenger RNA, 636 nt
Organism: Penaeus vannamei (Pacific white shrimp)
Lineage: Eukaryota; Metazoa; Arthropoda; Malacostraca; Decapoda; Penaeidae
Source: RefSeq, a predicted model, not a curated record
AUGUGGAUGCUCAGUAGAGAACGAGCCCCGGCCACCGUGAGCGACGCCGUUCGAGCAGAAUUAUUACGCCAGUUCGGAGGAACGUACGUGGACCUGGACGCCAUAACCCUGAGGCCGUUCCCUAAGUCCACGAACUGGCUGACGAGGGUCGACCGUCGCCUCGUCACGGCUGCUGUGUCGUCCUUCCAGAAGAUGCAUCCGCUCCUUCAGGCCGUCGCGUCCGCCAUCCCGACUUCCUACAACCCCUCGGCGUGCUGUAGCAUCGGCCCCGACCUCUUCACCGACCUCCUGCACCGCCAAUGCCCCGACGACAUCACCAUCCCGACCUCAGUCCCUCCCGACGCCUCCGAACGCUGCGGGGACGUCGAGGUCCAGCCGAGGCGCCUCUUCUACCCCAUCCACUAUGGCUUCAGGAGGGACGAGCUGGAGAGCGUCUUCCGGGAGGGCGAAGGGCUGGGUCCCGCCUUCUUCUCGAGGGAGGAGGGGGCGGGGGGCGCCUUCUCCCUCCACCUCUUCAGCUCCCUCUCGCGCAGGAGGCCCGUGUCCCUCCGCGGCGACUCCGUCCUGAAGGAGGCGGCGAGGAGGAACUGCCCGAGGGUCUAUGGGUAUCUGCUGAGCCAGGAAGGGUGGAUGUAG